This is a messenger RNA of Lymnaea stagnalis (great pond snail), 1197 nucleotides long. The record is from the annotation of a GenBank genome assembly. NCBI's taxonomy places the organism in Eukaryota, Metazoa, Mollusca, Gastropoda, Lymnaeidae.
UGUAAGUACCAGGUGAUAUACGAUAGCCGAAAAAGUGUUGGCUUUGAGCUGGGGGCGUGGAGCGUUUGGUUUAACACCGUCGUGCAGUUACCCAGGGAGACGGAAUACCUUCACGUUGUCUGUGCCGUGAACAAGACAACUCUGGCCGAUGAGUUCAUGGCGAUGGCGCCAACACGCAUGUCGAUCGCUGGACGAAUCAAGCAGCAGAUCCGCACACCAAAAGUGUCCCCCGGAACCUACCAAUCAAAAUUGAACUUCAUAAUCGUGACAAUAGAAGGUUUAUCGAGCAUCGAUUUCGUGCGGUCCAUGAGCUACACUCAUGAGUUCAUCUUCAAUGAUUUAAAGUCCUUUGAGCUGAAGUACCAUGCUCAGCUGGGUGCCUCGGUCCCUGACAAUAUCAUCCCGCUGUUGACUGGUAAAUCUGAGAAUGAAAUGGUCAUGGACCGGAAGCUGUUAGACAAAGACGUCCCUCGGCUGAAUGCCCUACUUUGGGAUGACUUUGAAAGAGAAGGUUACUUGACACUGAGCACCGAGGACGACCCAGUAGAAGGUAUGAUCCCUCACCUCAUGAAGUGGUUCGACUCUAUGCCCACCCACUACAGCACUCUGCCGCUCAUACGAGCCUUACACUCGGCCAACGUGCUGACAGAGAGCCCCAGACCCUGUCUCCGAGAUGAAGCGUCCCGUCAGAACUUUCACCUGGGAUAUUUACGGAAAUUCUUCAAACAGUUUCCCGACCAACCAUUAUUUUCUUACUUGCAUUUUUCGGGGCUGAAUCUAACAGACGCGUACGAGACAACAGUUUUGGACAAUGACCUGCGACACUUUUUAGAAGAUUUCUUGGAACUGGGUUACCUGAACAACAGCGUGCUUGUCCUGACGUCCGGCGACGUUCAUCAGACGGAGCCUGUAGGCAGCGCAGAUGUCCUGAAGACGCCAUUCGCCUUCCUGAGUUUACCGCAUUGGCUGGCAGACGACUACCCGGAUGCCGUGAGCAGCCUCAGACAAAACUCCCAAACGCUGACAACAAACUACGACCUUUACGAGACCAUCGUGGACCUGUUGCAUCUAAACGACCCCGGCUCACGAUAUGCCCCAGGCAGAACCGUAGGUCAAAGUUUAUUGAGAGGGAUUCAUCCUGGCCGUGACUGUAAGAGCCUACUGGUGCCCGCAGAGUUUUGCGUGUCUGCUUGUUGA